UCUCAUUUAGAAUAUUAUUUCAUUUCAAUAAAUGAUUGUGUCAAAACAUUUGAAAGAGAUUUGUGCUUGCACGUUCAUGAGAUGUUUUGGAGUCAGAUCUUGUGUCAUUGAGGUCAGUAAAUGUGUGUCUGAGCUGAAUGUGAAUGCACUCGAUGUUAGACGAUGAGUGUUUGUGUUCAUAUUCCUGAGAGUGUUAGACGUACAGUUUAUGAUGCUGUGAUGGACAAUGUGUUAAUGUCAUUUAAGAAGAAAAUAAAGAAUGCAUUAAAUAUUGACAUUAAACUUUGUCAUUGCAUUAAACUCUAUGAACUUGCACAAGUCAGAUCUUGUGUUAUUGAGGUCAGUAAAUGUGUGUCUGAGCUGUGAGAAUGUGGUUUAAAGUGCUGCAAUGAUCUUCAGCUGAAGCACACAGUGUUAGAUGAUGUUUCUGUGUGUUCAUGUUCAUGAAAGUGUGAGAUCUUCUGCAGUUUUUUCUUACAACCACAAAGUAACUUAAAACCACAAAGUAACCUGUUAGACUGAAAAAUACCUUUGAUGAAUAUCUGAAAUGAGAGUUUUCAGAUCCAGAAUGAUGUUUUCUUUCCUCUGCGCUCUGAUCCUGAUUGUCCUGUGUGGAGUGUUUGGUGAUACAGAUGAAGUGAAGUCAGUGUCAGUGACUGAAGGAGAUUCUGUCUCUCUAAACACUGAUGUUAAAAUACAGAGAGAUGAUCAUAUUCUGUGGAUGGUUGGACCUAAAGAGACGAGGAUAGCUGAAAUCAUUAAAAGAGACCAAAUAAACUUUAUUUCUGUCAGUGAUGAUGGGAGAUUCAGAGACAAACUGCUGUUGGACAAUCAAACUGGAUCUCUGAUCAUCAGAAACAUCAGAACUGAACACACUGGACUUUAUAAACUAUCCAUCAUCAGCAACAAAGAAACCUCAUACAAGAGAUUCAAUGUUUCUGUCUAUGCUCCUCUGCCUGUUCCUGUCAUUAUCAGAGACUCUUCAGUCUGUUCUUCUUCAUCUUCAUCAUCAUCAUCAUCAUCAUCAUCAUCAUCAUCAGGAUCAUCAUCAGUGUCCAGAUGUUCCCUGUUGUGUUCAGUUGUGAAUGUGAGUGCUGUGACUCUCUCCUGGUACAAAGGAAACAGUUUAUUGUCCAGCAUCAGUGUGUCUGAUCUCAGCAUCAGUCUCUCUCUACCUCUGGAGGUGGAAUAUCAGGAGAACAACAUCUACAGCUGUGUGAUCAACAAUCCCAUCACAAACCAGACUCAACACAACAUCAACAUCACUCAACUCUGUCACAUGUGUCCAGACUCUGUUCAUUGUUGUGGUUCUACUGAAGCUGUGAUCCGAUUGGUCGUCUCUGCUCUGGUGGGCGUGGCUGCAGUUGCUGCUGUAGUUUAUGACUUCAGUUCUGGAAGAGCUCAGUAAAACAGAACAGAAGCAGGGAGCAAGGAGCAGGGAGCGAUGUUUUCUAAUCUAACAGGAUGUGUUAAAUAUAACACGCGUUGAAUGUGAUGCCAAGGGGCACAAAACCUUUCUUCUUCUUCUUCUUCUUUUUUUUU
Messenger RNA from Carassius carassius (crucian carp), 1542 nucleotides. RefSeq lists its product as uncharacterized. The transcript is spliced from 4 exons. The coding region runs from base 548 to 1408 and encodes 286 amino acids. The record is from RefSeq and is a predicted model, not a curated record. Lineage: Eukaryota; Metazoa; Chordata; Actinopteri; Cypriniformes; Cyprinidae.